Molecule: messenger RNA, 969 nt
Organism: Colletotrichum aenigma
Lineage: Eukaryota; Fungi; Ascomycota; Sordariomycetes; Glomerellales; Glomerellaceae
Gene: Ankrd17
Product: Ankyrin repeat domain-containing protein 17
Exons: 2
Coding region: 1-969 (322 amino acids)
Molecular function (GO): protein binding
Source: RefSeq, a predicted model, not a curated record
AUGCAGUUCCGGUCGCCAACAGCAUCCGACUCAAGUGCAAAUUCUACCGCCUCUAGACGCCGCAUGGGACCCUACCUUGCAGACCGACGACGGAGAAGCUAUUGCUGGACGCCGUUGCAGCUUGCCGCCAGAGGCGGAGAACUGGAAAACAUCCGGGAAAUCCUUGCCGACGACCCGGGGGCCGCUAACGAUCCCCCGCGCGGGUACUACGGACAGACGGCCAUCCAGGCUGCAUGCAUGCACGGCCACGAACAGGCGGUGCAGAUUCUGGUCGACGCCGGGGCCGAUAUCCACUUCUGCGGAGGCAACAACUUCCAAAGAAAUGCCUUGCAGAUCGCCUGCGGACAUGGAAACGAGAAGGUCGUCGACAUUCUGCUCAGUGCGGGGGCCAAGGUAAACGAGGUGUUGUCGAAGCCUGCGCAUUCGACGCGCGGGUCACCAGCGUCGUCAGUUGUCGUGACCCGGUACAACGGAAGAUCGGCAUUUCAGGCAGCAGCGGAGCGAGGACAUGAUCAUCUUGUCAGCCGACUACUGAGAUUGGGAGCCGACGUGAAUGCUCCGCCAUCACCAACGGCAGGUUACACGGCAUUACAAGCUGCUGCGGGCGGCGGCUACAUGACGAUAUUGAAGCUUCUUCUCCAACACGGGGCUGACAUCAAUGGUGCCUCAGCAAAGUACAAGGGCUACACGGCUCAAGGGGCAUGUCUAGGAGGUCAUCUCGAGAUAGUCGACCUUCUUAUCAAGGAAGGCGCCAAUGUCCACGCCCUGGGAGGUAUUUACGGAGAUGGGAUGGCUUUACAUGCUGCAGCCGAGAAAGGCCAUGUGGACAUAAUCAAGCGCUUAUUGGCAGCCGGUGCUGAUGUGAAUGCUUGUUGCUUCAAGGGACGAAAGGCCAGACUGCACUGCAAAGCGCCGCGGUUGGAGGCCACGAUGAAACGAUGCAGGUUCUUAGAGAAAACGGUGCUGUAG